GGAUUUUCUAUUAAAAUACAACAACAAUAACAAAAAAAAAUAAAUAUAUGAGAAAUCUAAAUAAAUUUUGAUUUGGAAAAGAAUUUGAAAACGAACCGAAAAUAUAUUCACACAAGAUUUGAAACGUGGUGUCCAAAAUGGCCACAUCUCCCACACCAUCAUUAGACUCCAUACGUGGUACAAAUUCCAUUGAAUCCUAUAUUGAACAUAAUGGUUAUCUAUCCGAUUCACCACUCACAUUAAGCGGUUCCUCGCCACCGGUCAGUGACUCAGCCAUUUGCGAUGAUUUUACAAAUGUUGUAGGACAAACUGUUGUGGGACAACAUCCGAUUUCAGCAUCAGUAUCAUCCUCCGCUUCAAGCACAUCAUCAGCGUCAUCCUCUUCAUCGUCGUCCUCGUCGUCGAGUAGUGGUUUAAGUGGUUGUGGCAGUACAUCUAGCAGCGCCUCGAGUACAACAUCCAAUACGGGUGGAGGAGGCGGCGGAGGAGGGGUAGGUGGUCCCGGUGUUAUAGGCAGUGGUAAGGGUAGUCCCUGUAAUACAUUGUUGGGCACAUCGGCAAACGGCAAUGUCAUAAACGUGACCACAGCGAAUGGUACUAGUGCAGCACCACGUUGUACCGCCUGCAAAAGCAAACAAUCCGAUGCUGUGGCCAAGUGCUUCAAUUGUGUAAGUUUUUUGUGCGGCAAUUGUUGUACAGCUCACGAAUUUAUGCAUUGUUUCAAUGGACACAAUGUUUGUUUGAUUAAGGGUUUCGAAACUGGCACCACAACACAUCCCGGCAGCAAUUCACAAAUGAGCAGUAAUCCCAUGGAUUUUAAAUUCUCCAGUUCUUUAACCAUGAUGUUGCAACAACAGCAACAACAUCAGCAACAACAACAACAGCAGCAACAUCAUCAGCAACAACAGCAGUCACAGCAACAGAUGCAAAAGGCUCCCACACAACAGCCUCUAUCACAAUUGUCAAAGAUUGUGUUGAGUUCAGCCGCCGCAGCGGCUGCAGCAGCAGCAGCUGCCUCUUCAUUUAGCAAUGAUUUGAAUUCCAACGAUUCCUCGAUUAUGGGCCAGGAAGAUAUCUUCGCAAGUAUGCUGCCCUCUAGCAUGCGUUCAACACAACAAUUAAUGCCAGCUUCAAUGAGCCAACAACAAAUGCAGCCACAACAGCAGCCCUUGUAUUGUCAGCGUCACAAGAACGAGAUCUUAAAGUUCAGCUGUCGUACAUGCUGUACUUUGGUUUGCAAGGAAUGUGUAAUUUUGGAACACUCCUCGGGCUUGCAUGAAGUCGAACAUGUGCAAGAAAACGGCUUAGGCUCUCUGAACAACCUAGCCGGCCAAUCCACACCCGAAACAGUAUUGCAAACUGUUUUGGCCGAUUUGCGUGGCAAAGUAGGCGAUAUUGUCUCUAUGGUAGGCAGCCAACAAAUACCCGGAGAUAAUCAGAUCCUUAACGGUUCCAAAAUUAAAAUGCAGUAUCAAAAAGCCCACAAUGAGGUCAACGAAACCUAUCAGUUCUUCUGCUCCAUGCUGGAUGAGAGAAAACAAGAGUUACUUAAAGAAUUGGAGAGUCUAUACAAUGCCAAGAUGAACACCCACUCGGCCUGGAUACAAAGAUCCAAGGAGUUAAUUGACAAGACUCUACAGAGUUGUGAUGCUAUCGAAAGAUCACCCAAGGCUCACUCCAUUACCGAGGUGUUAAUGUUGCGCAAAACAUUGGAAUUACAAUUGCAGGCAGCUAUGCAGGAAUUACAAAUGAACUUCGAACUGGAGUUCAUGUCAAAUUAUCAAUCCAUACAGGCUGGAGUACGCAAUACUUUUGGCUACAUCAGAGCCUCAGCUGGUGACAUGGUACAGCAACAGGUCAAACAACCACCCAUUGCCCGGCCCUCACAGUCCACUUCAUCGUCGUCUUCACAUGGUGGCGGCUCUUCUAACAGCAGUGUUACUGGAGGUUCUCAUUUGCCCGGUGGUUUAGGUCUGUCGGCCAAUCUUUUGGAAUCUUCUUAUUCGAAUAGCUUAUUGAGCAAUAGAGCCAAUGUUUUGCAAGCCAACCACAACAGCGGCACCACAUUCGAGGACUUGAUGGCCAAACGUUUCAAUGCGGCCAAUUCCAAUAACAACACCCCCUUUGUGGGAGUACCGGUUAACAAUCCCUAUGAAAAGUGGAGUAACGGUGGCAGUGACAACUUGUUCUCUGCUGCACAAGAUCCCUUCUCCUCCAAUCAAAUGAUAACAAAUGGUUUGACCGCCAACUCAAAUUGUACCACCGUAGCUACCAGCAAUGCAGGCUUAGCAGCCACUACUUUGGCUACUCUUAACAUGACUAAUGGCAGUGGUUGCUCCAGUUCUGAUUCUAUAAUGGACUUGACUUCCAAAUUGCUUUCGGCCACCAUCUAUCCACCUAAAUCGCAGAUAAAAAGACAAAAGAUGAUCUAUCAUUGCAAAUUUGGAGAGUUUGGCGUCAUGGAGGGCCAAUUCACCGAACCCAGUGGUGUAGCUGUCAAUGCUCAAAACGACAUCAUAGUGGCAGAUACCAACAACCAUCGCAUACAAAUCUUCGACAAAGAGGGACGUUUCAAAUUCCAGUUUGGCGAAUGCGGCAAACGAGAUUCGCAACUGUUGUAUCCCAAUCGUGUGGCUGUAGUACGUAACUCUGGCGACAUCAUUGUAACCGAACGCUCGCCCACACACCAAAUACAGAUCUACAACCAGUACGGCCAGUUUGUGCGUAAAUUUGGUGCAAAUAUCUUACAACAUCCUCGCGGUGUUACCGUCGACAACAAGGGCCGCAUUAUUGUGGUUGAAUGCAAGGUUAUGCGUGUCAUUAUCUUUGAUCAAAACGGCAAUGUUUUGCACAAGUUCGGCUGCUCCAAGCACUUGGAAUUCCCCAACGGUGUGGUGGUCAACGACAAACAAGAGAUUUUCAUCAGUGACAAUCGUGCCCACUGCGUCAAGGUGUUCAACUACGAGGGCCAGUAUCUAAGACAAAUUGGUGGCGAAGGCGUUACCAAUUAUCCCAUUGGUGUGGGCAUCAAUACAAAUGGUGAAAUUCUAAUUGCUGACAAUCAUAACAACUUCAAUUUGACCAUAUUCACCCAAGACGGACAACUGGUAUCGGCCUUGGAAUCUAAAGUCAAACAUGCUCAAUGCUUCGAUGUGGCUCUAAUGGAUGACGGCAGUGUUGUUUUGGCCAGCAAAGAUUAUCGUCUCUACAUCUAUCGUUAUGUGCAAGUGCCACCCAUUGGUUUGUAAACAUGAUUUCUUUAUUUUUUUAUUUAUAUAGAAACAUAUAAAUUAUAUCUAAACGUCGUACACUUAUUAUUAUUAUUAUUACUACUAUUAUUAUUAUUUUUUGUUUUUGUAAGUUAUAAAAAAAUGCAUUUUUAUUAUUACUAUUACUACAUAUAUUAGUUUUUGAUAAUGUUAUUUAUUAUUUUUUAGUUUGAACAUUUUAAAACACAAACAAAAUAAGGUAAUUUGAAAAAAAAAUAUGAUGUUAAUUCAAAACCCCUUUAAGAUUUUCAUAGAAACUUGUGAAAAAUCCUUAAAAAAAACGACUGAGCUUUGUUAAAUUUUUGUUGAAGAAAGAAAAUGUUCUUAAAAAAAAAGAGUAACAAAUUUAGAAAAAAGCUCUUUCUAAGCUAUACUUAAAAAAUAAGUUCUUAAAUGCU
Molecule: messenger RNA, 3667 nt
Organism: Calliphora vicina (urban bluebottle blowfly)
Lineage: Eukaryota; Metazoa; Arthropoda; Insecta; Diptera; Calliphoridae
Gene: brat
Product: brain tumor
Exons: 1
Coding region: 138-3248 (1036 amino acids)
Biological process (GO): negative regulation of translation
Molecular function (GO): mRNA 3'-UTR binding; zinc ion binding; translation repressor activity
Source: RefSeq, a predicted model, not a curated record